CUUAGAAAUGUCAAUGUCAAAUCCUAUAGUUGUGACCGGUUUUAGAAUUUUCCAUAAUAUUUUAUUUUACAAGUUUCUUUCAUAUCAUAUAUUACUAUUUACUACGAUUUGAUAUGUAAUUUGUGUAUUAUGUAGAGUGAAAUUCAAAAUUUAAUUAUUAAGCGAAAAACUAAAAAUACACUUUAGUAUUUAUAAUGGCAAUUGUCCUAAUUAGGGGACUUAGAAAGACAGUUUUUAGUACUAGGAUAUGGAGUAAAAAGCAUUUUUCGUCUUUAUCAUACCACCCGUGCAAUGUAGCAUUAGAUAAUCGCGUUGAACACACUUUUAACAAAUACAAACUAACAUAUGUUUUUCCAAAACAAAUAAAUGGGAUCUGCAAAUAUUCAGACGACAAAAAAAGUGAUAAACCAUCGAAGAUGAGUUUAUUUCAAAAAUUCAAACAAAUGUAUAAAGAAUAUUGGUACGUGUUAGUACCUGUCCACCUAAUUACAUCCACUGUUUGGUUUGGCGGCUUUUAUUACAUGGCAAAGAGUGGAAUUGACAUUGUACAUAUUUUGGAAACGUGGCAUGUAAGUGAAAAGGUGCUAAAUCCCUUGAGGGAUUCCAGUAUGGGGUAUCUGGCAGUUGCAUACGCGUGUUAUAAAAUUGCCACGCCCGCAAGGUACACGGUAACAUUAGGGGGAACUACGAUUUCCAUUAAUUAUUUAAAAAAGUGGGGUUACAUCAAACCUGUUCCAAGUGCUGAACGAAUGAAAGAAAUUUACCAAGAGAAAAAGGAAACAAUUACAAAGAGCGUGAGGGAAGGAAUAAAAGAGAAAAAGGAGACAUUCAUGGAUAGUUUACAUGAAACUAAAGAAGGCAUAAAGGAAAAAAAGGAUCAUUUAUUUAAAAGUGUCAAACAGUCUACUGAAAAUAAGAAAAAUGACUCGCAAACUAAAGGAUAAAAUGUUAUAUAAAUGUAUAUAUUUUGUGAUUAAGUUUUAAAUAUUUUCAAAAUAAAACAUUUACCUGUUAAAA
Molecule: messenger RNA, 1017 nt
Organism: Diorhabda carinulata
Lineage: Eukaryota; Metazoa; Arthropoda; Insecta; Coleoptera; Chrysomelidae
Exons: 2
Coding region: 195-944 (249 amino acids)
Cellular component (GO): mitochondrion
Source: RefSeq, a predicted model, not a curated record